This is a messenger RNA of Schistosoma haematobium, 7611 nucleotides long. RefSeq names its product biorientation of chromosomes in cell division (gene BOD1L1). Lineage: Eukaryota; Metazoa; Platyhelminthes; Trematoda; Strigeidida; Schistosomatidae. The transcript is spliced from 8 exons. The record is from RefSeq and is a predicted model, not a curated record. The coding region runs from base 6593 to 7498 and encodes 301 amino acids.
CGUUAUGCAAGUAUUUAAUUUUAUUUGCGUCCAUUGCUUUCGGAUCGCCGAAUCCUAGUGUUUCACUUAAUAGUUGAGCGGCUUGAGCCGGUAGAAUUUUUAGGACUAAGAUUAAUACUUCUUAUCUCACUAGUAUGGAUAAAUCCCAAGGUAUUUAAUAAGCGUAAUGAAAUCCCCUAGGAAGGCUGAAGGUUUAAUAAUUCCUAAAACUUUUAGUUUGAGGUUGUGGAGGCCAUUUAAAUCAUGAACCGAUAAAUGUUUGACCACCAUUGAAAACCUGGCAGCACUGGUUGACCACUUCGUCCUAGUAUAGGACUUCUCAACAGUAGGCAUCCACGCAUCUACCGUUGACCUUUAGACCAUUGAGCCGGGAUCCAACGGCGUUAAUGUCUAACUCCAACCAGUCCACGAUGUCGCGUGACCACCUUCCAUUUUCUCUGGUGGGUAAUCGCCCCACACUCGACGCUAUUGAAUUUCGGUGGUCACAGCUUCUCAUUAGAACCUCAAGAAUUUCCUCUCGGCAUUAUUUACUAGCGAGCACAUAAUAAUUUCCGGUUUGGGUUGUGGAGAUUGUGGUCUAAUACUGUUCGGUUCAUAAUUUCUAUGAAAUUCCUAAAACGUAGGUUUUGUCAUAUUAGUGGUCUGGUGUUUUUACCAUGCUUAAUAUUCACUUUCGGUCUUCUAUUCAGUUUUACGUCAGGGUUAUUCCUUAAAAAUUUACAAAUGGAAGACUUAAAAUACUUGGACUCAUUAUCUUUGACUGCCACAUCUUUAUACACUGUGUUAACAUUCAAGCUCAAAAUAGUUGUUCAUUUAUGCGUACUCACUCGUCUUACCACUUUAUCUUUUUAUUUGAUAAUCCUCCUUAAUUGCACUAACACAUACAUAUUCUGUAUGUAGGGUAAUUCCUACAUUUUCUGACUUAGCCUUUGGUACUUCGUUCUAUUCACUAAUAUUUUAAAGUAGCAGGUGAUAUUGGUGCGCAUUUAUGAUAGGUAAAUUUGGACAUGUUAGCGGGACAUAGACUGGAUUAAAGCAUGCUCAAUGCAUGAUUGCUUUGGUGCACGCUGAUUGGCUAAUUCUUAUCCAAUCAGCACUAGUCGAUAGUUGGAGAAUACUCUGGAAUCUUCUCAUGUAAAAACUAUAAAUAUACUGACGUUUUCCCUAUUGUACUUCUUACUUGCAUCUUACUUCCAUCUAACCUUGUUACUUGGAAUAUAAUCUCUUUCCUGUUCAACCGUGUUCUGAUUUGGGGACUUGUCGAGUGAUUGGUGUCCAAGAAUAUUAAGCGAUAGGUAUUCGAUAUCAGUGUCUAAAUUUGGUGAAACCCGAAGCCGAUGAAUAUGGUGUUAUAGCAGACAUCGUCAACAGAGAAUGUGAACGGUUCAAGUUACGCUCGUUGACAGAUGACCAAUUUAAAUGCUUAAUAUUCAUCAAAGCUCUUCAGUCACCACAAGAUACUGAGAUCAGGACAAGACUUUUGGCUUGACUGGAUCAAGACCCAAACGUCACACUCAGAACAUUGACAGAUGAGUGUAAGCGUCUACAAAGCAUCAGACACGACAACGAGUUGAUUGAACAAACAAAUCCUAAUUUAACCUUCAGUAGUGUCAAUGCUAUUACUAGAUUAAAAGUUCAGAAGCCGAUAAAAACUCGUAACAAACCAACGACUGCAUGCUGGUUAUGUGGUGAGUGGCAUUAUGUACGAUUCUGUCCAUUUAAGAAGCAUAGAUGCCAGGUGUGCAACAAACGUGGACAUAAAGAAGGUCACUGUGCACCGAAUCGUACGUCUCGGCCCAAGAAGAUGCCACAUAAUACCUUUCGUUUCCUUUGGUAUUUUUACUUAAUUUCUACUACUCUUGGUAAAAUUAUGUUUUCAUCUUCGCUUUUCUUCUAGUAAAUUUCCUGUUUCUUCAGUGCUGCGAAUCGCGGGAAUGCGUAUGUUUACUGAGCUCUUAUGUUCCAAUACUUGAAAAAAUAUUUAAAUCUUCACAUGAAGUAUAAUAUAUGACUGAUAUAAUUCGUUUGAUUGGUUAGCCAUAUACUCGUCCAUUGCGCCUAAUAAAUAUUAUUAAGUAUCGAAAAGAACAAUAAACCGGUAAUAAAGCAUCAAUUCCAAUAGAUUUAUGGGUUUCGUAUUGUCAUGUAGUAGGUGUUUAUCGUAUCCAAAAACCUUAAUGAAACGGGACGAUAAAAUUCGCCAGAUCAGUGGUUUUUGGCAAAUAGUGUGCUUUACUGGUAACUUUGUUUUAAGUUUCAUACUAUUUGUGUAGUUUGUAAGAUAGUAGUCAUUCCAUCCCAUGUGAUUAAAACUCUUUAGAUUUGUUAAUAAUAAUCCGGAUGAUAGUCUAAAAUUCUAAAUUUAAUUGUUGCUUGACUGUGGUCGCUAUGUUGACAUUAAAACGCGAAAUAUAACUCAAAUGUUUUUCAGGUUAGAACACAACCCCUAGAAGUUACAGUAGAAGAAUCAGUACCAUGCGAUGAUCCUAUGGAUAUAGGUACGGCCGCGGGUGGAGAGAGUCAGCUCUCCCUCACAAAAUACUCUCACAUCGCCACGUGCAUACAACUACUGUCAGGGAAGUCCUACUCACUGCUUUUUCGUGGCAGGGGUGUUGUUUACAAAAUUGAGAGGACGAAAAGCAAGGGACCGGUGCUUUAACGGGGUUGGUCGACACAGAGGAUUCACCUAGCGGAGUUGGGAAACCUUGAUUCUAAACCGAUUGUGCACAUGGACUCCAGGAUCCUGAAGGAAAAAUGACGUAUAAACCAAUUGUUGGUUACCGGCUACUAUGGGACUGCAUCUCCUUACGUUGCUUGACUGCCUUGUGGAUCAGAACUUUAGGUCGAAGGCUCAGGUUGUGGUCCCCUAAGAAAACCACCUGCUUCGGUUUGCGUACUCGGGCAGUAUUCCAUCCAUCACACAAAUCGAAUGAUUUAUAUGGCACAUAUCUGUUUAGUGCCUGCUUGUACCAACGUUUGUGUGUUUAAAUAAUAAUAAUGAAGUUUGUUUGUUGAAUAAAUUUGACUCUUCAAAACCACAUCAGUCUUUCAUGUGAAGAGAACGACCAGCUUCCUUCCUUAGAUAUAUUUAUAAGUAGACGAGAAGACGGUUCGAUCCAGCGAUCCACUUUAGAAAGCCAAUUGGCACAGGCCAAUACUUUAGUUAUUAUACUUACUACUCAGUGCAAUACAAACGGGGUUUGAUAAGAGAUCUGUUUUGCAGGAUUAAGUGUAUUUGCACAAACAACACUAUUGAUGAAUACCUUAGGUUGUUGAACAGAACAUUAAUGGAAAGUGGUUGUCCUCUAAAAUUCAUAAAUCGAUGGAAAGGCCAUGGUAUAGUAAGACCUACUAUAGCUUUGGCACAAAAACUGUCUAUAUCACCUUAUCGUUUAGAGGUGAUUCAAAUUAGUCUUUUAUUUCAGCAAAGGCUUAAAUCAGUUGUAAAUAAGACCUACUACGCAGCAAAGAACAUUAUCAAAGAAAAAAGAAGGUCCAUACUUUACCAAAGACCUAAAAGGAAUGAAAACGAUUGCGUCACAUCCCAUUGUGUUUAUUAAUUUAAAUUUGUGUAUGGCCAUACAUACAUAGAAAGCAAUAUUCUUGAUAUCCAAAUUAGGGUGUCUGAACAUGUACCUAAAUGGCUGCAAAAACAAGUAAAAUCAAAUGACCCAAUAAGAGUAGAUGAUAAAAGUCUAUCAUCCUUUGUUGACAAACACGUAUUUGAAACAGGUCAUAAGAUUGAUCUUAAUACAGCUUUUGUUGUGUUGUACAAAAGUGUUAAAGGGCCUAUACUAAGGUUUAUUGAAGCCUUAGCCGUACGGAAAUCCAAACCUUUAUGUAUUCAAGAACAGUUUGUUCUCACCUUAAACAUAGCCUGGUAAUAUUAGCUUAUUAUCCAGCCUGAUGAAUAUUCGGUUUGAGAAAACAUCAUGUUUCACUUAAACAGACGAUUUUCACACCUAAACAAUAACGGCUAUCCAGUCAGUCAGCUACAACGUAGAAUCAGGCACAUAUAUGCAUCAGUCGAAGUUGCCAUACCUCAUUAGCACAACAAGAUAAACACCAAAUUCCUAGAGGGAGUUACUUCAAUUUAUUUAUUUGAAUACAUAAAUAUUGGUACAAAUGGGAACCAAAUACAUAUGGGCCACAUAAUAAUAAUGAGAAUGUGAAGAGAUAGAGAAUGUAAAGUGCGUAUAAUAUAUAAAAAAAUAUUGCGCAUAAGGAUAUGAUAUAGGGAGAAAGAAUUAGUUCAUACAAAAAAGGUAUAAAGUAAUUUUAGCCUUACGGUUUAAGGGAAGACAAAGAGUGUUUACAUCUACGCCAUUGGUGAAUAUGUGGUCGAUGCAGCCACAACCAGGUUUGAAGCCAGCCUGGUUUUCUUGUGUUUGCAAGUUCACGAGUCUUUGUUACGCACCCGAUAAUUAUUGAGGCUAGUAUUUUAAAUGCUAUUUUAUUCGGGUCGCCAGAUAAACGGAGGGUGUAUCUUAUCGGCUCCCCGUUUUGGCUAGGUGAAGUCAAGUGAAUGACCACAUUAGGAUCCUGUAUGUGUGUUUCAGAGACACAGCAUACAUCAAUGGUACAAAAUUCUAGGGUCUUAGCCAAGGUGGCUGUUGUGAACGGGGAAAUAAGAAGCUCGGACAACUAUGAAAACUAUUUUCUUGGGACGUUGUUUCAUUUCAUUCAAACCUUGUAAAACACUUAUAUUUAUUUUUGUCCCUAUUUUAUUCUACAUAACAUGAGUUUACGUUCUAUGUAACAUUCACUGCCAUACCCUUUUUUGUUCCGAAAAUAUUGUAAUUUAAACAUAAUAUUUUGCAUCUUAUUUUCUACCCUAAUUCCCAGUUUCGGGCAUAAUUGUAUUUUUCCAAAUUAUCGUACGUUGUGGUCAGGAUAUUCACUUAUUUAUUCAUGUACAUUUUUUCACUAAUCCAAAUUCAGAGAAUUCACAAUUCAGAGUGUUCCAACUGUCUUGUCUUCUCUCACUUGUGUGCUUGCCAACCAAUCAGGUUCUAAAAUAGUUCUCUCUCUACCCCAUCUCGAACUCGCGUGUACUAGACUCGAGGUUAAGCCGCUCAGUCUAUCGCGCCAAGGUUAUAAUCUAGACUAUACAGAUCAAGGUCAAGUCAUAACAAAGUAUCGACGGGGUAAAAGCGAUUCAAGGUCAUAACAAUGGCCUGCUGGCCGAUUUGACAUAGGGUACGUACGUUGAAGGCUCCAACGUGUAGUAUGGAGCGAGGUUUCAAUAAACCUGAAAGUGUUUCGCGCGUUAGAAUCGUUGACCGUAGUGACACUUGAGGGGGAGUUUAGAGUUGAUAGUCGAGGUAGGAGGAGUAAUAGGAAAUCAAGAGGUGAAUUAAUUAUGAAUACAGUGGUCUCGAGUGUUGUGAGAAUUAUGAGGGUGGUUACCAAUUCCCAGUUGCCCACACCGUGGAAGUAUUUAUCUAGAGGUAGCUGAAAAGGAAAUUGGGUUAGAGUUGGUUUUAGUGACCUGAGAGUGUGACCACAGUGCCAAAGGGACAACUGCUUGAGGUCAGUCACACACGACCUUACUGAUCAAGUUUCGUGCUAGCUCCGUACUUGUUGGGACUUUACCGCCGGGGACGAAAACCCGUGGGAUAAGGGGUGUGUGUUUUCAGUGUCGACCAUUUUCAAUCCCAUCCUUCCUUUGUGGGAAGGCAGCAUUACUGUUAUGCUGGUUUUUUAGGAAUAUAUCUUACUGCUGUCACAACUCUGUACAGUCAACAGUACGACUUCGCCCUCGAACCUUGGGUCUGUUGCUUUUAGUCUUACCGUUCUUCAACCGACCUGUCUGGCAUGGUAGGACCUUGAAGAACGAUUGUUACAGCCAGUAUAUCCCGACUAGUUCAUCACGAUAGGAAAGCCGGACCACCACGUCAAGGUAUCACCACCUUUUCCACUGCUAUAGAGUGAUAUAUAGCUGAUUGGCGUGCAGUGUAAUUUUACUUUAGCUUCCAAACGGAUAUCAUUUUCGCACAGCGUGAAACGCAAGUAUGGAAAAUCUAACCAAACUUUUCUUAUUAUUUGGCGAGAUUUCAUCAGAAACCAACUCACUAGGUCUACUAAAUAUGUGCAAAUAUAUAUGCCGUCAUGUAGUCGAAUACUGCUUUUAAUUCAUGGAAUAUAGUUAUUAUUAAACGUCGGCAAAUAUAUCUACCUUCCAAAACGAUGAGAAUCUUUAAGUCCUAAUAGUCCUGCUGAUGAAUCUACUGCAUCAUUGUUACAUGAAAAUUCGGAAUCCUGCGGAGAACGUCAUUCGUCUAAAGUCAGCGAAAAAAGUUCAUACCGACAACCUAACAAGAUUGCUUGGCAUGAUGUCCAUUUACUGUUGGAUGAUGUUUCUGAAGAUGAAGAAAAAGAUGUGAUUUCGAAGUCACCAACCUCUCUUGGAAACUCCAUUCCAUAUUCAGACCAUUCCUCAGUUCCAAGGUCACCACAUACAAUUUCUCAGUCCUAUGAUCGGAACCUAUCAGUUCAGAGUACUUUCUCCCGUAAUAUUCAUAAUGCAGAUGAUUGCAUACGCUCUACCUCACCUAUCGCUUACGAUGAACGCAAACAUCGAAAUAAAUACAUGACAUCUACUUUAGAAUAUAAUCCAGAAAAUUAUGUUUCGAACUUUAAAACUGAAAGUGCAAAAUUAUGUUAUGAACAAAAGUCUGAUUCUAACGAUUCAUACUCAACAAAUACAUCUACAAAUCGUACGAAUCAUAAUCACUCUAAGUACUCAAGGUCGUCCACUUCACCCUUCUCUACUAGUCAGUUAUGUGAUGCGAAUGACUGGUGUACAAAAUCUACUGGGAUGAGCUCGCGAAUCGAAAUAUAUCACAGUAGCCAAUCAAUAAGAAGAUCCCAAACUUCGAUUAAAAAUCAACCAGUAUAUAGCCCAACGAGCCACUCUGAGCGUCAUCUUUCAGACGCGUUUAGACAAUCACAUUACACGAAAAGUCCGGAUAUUUUUAUGGAUCGUCGUUUGAAAUCAGAUUAUCCAUCGAGCAGUUCUCUGUCCAAUCAGUUCCGUUCAUCACCAGAUUCUAUGGUUCAGACGAAGAUGCGAAGUAACAAAAGUUAUCCUAACAUUACAUCAUCCUGUGAAUGGGCAAGAAAUGAAUCACGUUCCCCUGAAGAACAUUCUAGUAGAUCAUCCUCAAUGUUCUCACAAGGUAACUGCUCAUUGUCGUCAGUUUUAGAACGUGUGACACCAGAACCAACACCAACUUCCCAAUACCCCAGUUCAUCCACUUAUAAGACUUUCGAAACAGAAACAGUAAAUGCAUAUUCCUCUGACUUCGCUUCUGAUCGGUUAACUCGGAAACGCGAAAUCGAGGCCAGAUUGAAAGAGAUUGAGUCAACUGAGCGGAAGCUGCUGAACUGGAAAAAAAUGCAGAGUUACGGGAAAGAAGCACGAUCGUUCACAAACCGUGAUGAUGUGGAAUAUGGACCAGAUUAUAAGAAACUCCCAAAGAAGUAUACGAAGUGAUUUCGGCAAGAAGAACAAACCACUAUCUGAUGAGUUAGCACGACUGUUAAUCUCAACGCUAUGUCCUCAAAUCAGUCCCAUGAACUGUGAUUAUAAUGAAGUCAGUGUGCACC